This is a messenger RNA of Papaver somniferum (opium poppy), 1101 nucleotides long. RefSeq lists its product as uncharacterized. Gene Ontology annotation, biological process: DNA integration. The record is from RefSeq and is a predicted model, not a curated record. Bases 1 to 1101 code for a protein of 366 amino acids. The transcript has a single exon. NCBI's taxonomy places the organism in Eukaryota, Viridiplantae, Streptophyta, Magnoliopsida, Ranunculales, Papaveraceae. Gene Ontology annotation, molecular function: RNA-DNA hybrid ribonuclease activity; nucleic acid binding.
AUGGGAAUUGUCUUCGUCUCACCAGCCGGGGAAAGAAUAGUUCAUUGUUUCAGAUUAAAGUACGAAAUUACGAAUAAUGAAGCUGAGUAUGAGGCAGUAAUCCAUGGAUUAAGAUUGGCAGUUGAAAUGGGGUUGGAGGACAUCGGGCUUACUAGUGGUUCACAGUUAGUCAUUCGCCAGAUAGACGGGCGAUAUAAAAUCAACGAUCUCGUGCUGCAAAGAUAUUCACAACUAGAAAAACAGUAUACGGAUCGCAUCCCAAGUGUCAUAUGGAGACACAUAUGUCGGAUAAACAAUCGAAAUGCAGAUGACCCCGAAACAAGAUUCAUUCGCAUUGACAGCUUGAGGAAACCAUCAAUUGACAUUCGGGGAUGUGCUGCGAAGAUUAUAUACAUGGAAGAUGAUACGGGAAAUGUCGAAAAAAAUGAUUGGAGAGCCCAAAUUCACAGAUAUCUACAAGAUAGGGAAACACCCCGUGAUAGAUUGGAGGCACAUAAACUCAAGAGUAGAGCGACAAAUUAUGAACUUCGCGUCGGAGUAUUAUACAGAAGAUCUUUCCAAGGGUCGCUUUUAAGAUGCCUGUCACCUGAAGAAGGCAUUGAGAUAAUGACAGCUAUACACUAUGGGGAUGCUCGGAAUCAUAGCGGAACCAGAUCUUUGGAACUCAAAACUAGAGGGCAAGGUUACUAUUGGACACACAUGCACGAAUAUGCAAAGGACAUCGUGACUAAAUGCGAAGAAUUUCAAAGGUACGGGAAACGCAUCCAUGCACCAGGGAGAACCUUGAAUUCCAUAUUAAGUGUUUGGCCCUUCGCAAAAUGGGUCCUGGAUAUAGUAGGACCCCUCGUACCAGGCAGUAAACAGCGAAGAUUCUUGAUUGUGGCAACUGAUUACUUCACGAAGUGGGUUGAAGCAAAGGCGACACAACACAUCAGAGACUCCGAUAUCUUCUCUUUCAUAUUCGAACAAACCAUAUGCAGAUUCGGGAUACCGGUACAAUUGGUGUCAGACAAUGGGAAGCAAUUUGAAGAGAAUAAUAUCGCCAUGUUUCUCAAUGCAUUCAAAAUCCAGAGUGGAAAGUCUACUCCACUAUACCCAUAG